AUAAUUUUACCCCAUUCCUACAUUUAACAUUUCCCAUUCUACAUCGUUGUUCCGUGAGUGAUUGUUUUUGUUUUGCAAAAUUUAAGCUGGAGACUUGAUUGUGGUGCGAGUUCGUGGAGCAGCAUUGCGUCAUCACCUAUUCCUGGACUAGGAUUGCUCCUGGAACGCGGCACGCACACGCCAACGGCACGGAACGCUCCCGGCGACAUAAACGAGGUCGGUGGAGGAACGGAGGAGGAGACCGUGGCGGAGUCGCGGGACUUGGAGGACAUGGCCAGCACCACUGGCAGUGCGCCCAGCCUGGGAGCUGGCAGCGCGAGCGGAGGUGCUACCGGGCUCAGUGCCAGUCCCGGCACGUUGGAGGGCACGCUGAGCAAGUGGACCAACGUGAUGAAGGGCUGGCAGUACCGAUUCUUUGUGCUGGACGAGAACGCCGGCCUGCUCUCCUACUACACGUCGAAGGAGAAGAUGAUGAAGGGCGUGAGACGUGGCUGUGUGCGCUUGAAGGAUGCCCUGAUCGGGAUAGAUGACCAGGAGGAUAACACGUUCACCAUCACCGUGGAUCACAAGACCUUCCACUUUCAGGCGCGACACAACGAGGAGCGAGAGCAGUGGGUUCGCCGACUGGAGGACACCAUUCGUCGCCACGCGAAUCGCUUGCGUCUGUGGGACAUUGCGGCCGGAACCGGAGUCGCAGGAGGAAGCGGAGUUGGGGGCAGGCGCCCCAACCACCUGGAGCUGCUGGCACGCCGCGUCUCAGAGGCGGACGCCUACCUCCAACUGAUGAUUGAGCAGACGGAUUUGCUGGACAAACGAAUCGCGGAGCUGACCGAUCCGGCGGAGCAGGCCAAGUGCAAGGCGCUGCAGGACAACGCGAGUGCCAUGUUAGAUCACAUCAAGCACUCGAUUGUCAGCCUGCAGAUUGCCAAGAACAUGGCCCAUCCCAUCAAUGGAAUCUACAACGGCCCGCCAGCCACUGCCUCGACCAGCUCCUCGGCCAGUGGAGCUGCCACCACGGGCAGCAACAAUAACCUCCAAUCGGGUGGACUAAAGGUGCCCCUGGAGGGCCAUGUGACUGUCAUUGGCAAAGGCGAGACCGGCGACGAUGAGGAGGAUUCGGCCACUGAAAAUGCCACCACCGCUCCGUUGGGCCUUGUUGUGCCGGAGACCUCCUACUCGAGCAGCGAGGGGGAGGAGGACUUCUACGAUGCCUACGACGAUCCCUUCACCAGCCUUGGCAGCUCCCCGAUUGGCUGCACAACGCGCGGCUUUUCGGAAACCACAUCGCCCACCCACGAAAAGGGACCGGAUGGCUUCGCCAAUGCCGAGGCCUUGCCUCCGGCCGAUUCGGUUGCCCCCCAGUCGCUGCCCGAGAUCGAGGAGAGUCUGGCCGAUGCGGAUAUUAGCAUUAAGACGGCCAGAACGGCAGCGAGUUCCCGAAGUGCCAGCUACGACAAUGGAAUCGACUACGACGCCCUUUACGAGGAAGAGGAGGACACAGACCUCAGCAUGGAGGCCCACGGCUCGAUGAUCACGCACUUGCUGUCGCAGGUGAAGAUUGGUAUGGAUCUAACCAAGGUGGUGCUGCCCACCUUCAUACUGGAGCGCCGCUCACUGCUGGAGAUGUACGCCGACUACUUUGCCCAUCCGGACCUGUUUGUCAAAAUCUCGGAGCUGGACGAUCCACGAGAUAGAAUUGUUCAGGUUUGCCGUUGGUAUAUGAGUGCCUACCAUGCGGGUCGCAAGAGCGCAGUGGCCAAGAAGCCCUACAAUCCCAUCCUGGGUGAAGUCUUUCAGUGCCACUGGGACCUUCCGGGCGAGACCCACGAUGCCCAGGAGGUGCGUGAUGGCCCCGUGCCUUGGUGCCGACGGGAUCAACUUACCUUCUUAGCGGAGCAAGUGUCGCACCAUCCACCAAUAUCUGCCUUCUACGCGGAGCAUUACAACAAGAAGAUCACGUUCGCCGCCCACGUCUGGACCAAAUCCAAAUUCUUGGGACUCUCGAUUGGCGUACACAACAUCGGUGAGGGUGUCGUCACUCUGGUGGACCGCAGCGAAGAAUAUAUUGUAACAUUUCCCAAUGGUUAUGGCAGGUCCAUUUUAACCGUGCCUUGGAUUGAGCUGGGCGGCUCGGUGGAGAUCAAGUGCCCGCAGACGGGCUACUAUGCCAACGUCGAGUUCCUCACGAAGCCUUUCUAUGGCGGCAAGCGCAACAAGGUCUCGGCCGAGGUCUAUGCGCCCAGCGAGAAGAAGCCUUUCGUCUCGAUUGCCGGCGAGUGGAGUGGCCUAAUGGAGGCCAAGUGGCACGACAAGAAUAAAACCGAAGUAUUCGUCGACGUAAAUCGCAUACCCAUAUUUAAGAAACAAGUUCGACCAAUCGUUGAGCAGGAUGAGUACGAAUCGCGACGAGUUUGGAAGGAAGUUACAGCGGGACUCAAGUUCAACGACAUCGAGCGCGCCACCAAUGCCAAAUUUGUGGUGGAGCAACACCAGCGUGACCAGGCGAAGGUGCGCAAGGAAUACGACUUGGCCUGGGAGCACAAGCACUUCAAACCCGUGGGCGACAACUGGAUAUACGCCAAGCCGCUAAGCCAGCGCAUGUAUCUGCAGGAGAAGGAGGCCAAGAGAUAAUGCCAGCAACUGCGUCUAUAUAUAUAUAUGGAUCAUAUCAAGAACGAGCCUCAACUGUAUGUUUAUUAAUUCCACAAGUGCGCAAACCUCUCAACACUGACGAUACAACGUAACGAGUGCAGGAAACGAAGAGCAAGAAAAGACGUCAGCGUCCCGUUUAUUAAUUGUAAAUAAUAUACACACGAAUAUCUAGGAGGAAGGCUCUGCUCAUAAGGUUGCAAUGCGGGUCGAGCAAAGAACACUCACAGUUUCUACACACAAUUAACGAUGAUUAUUAUUAUUUACUUUUAAGUACUAGUGUGUUUCAAAGGCAAUCGCAGUAAGCUGCAAAACAACACAGAAGAACACCUAUUCAAUAUACCUUUUACAUAACUAACUUAACAUCUACUAAACUAGCAGCAACAAAGAGAAGAAGCGGCGGAAGCCUGCUCACACACAUAAUGGGAUAUAUCAAAAGUUGUAGAUUACGAAGUGAAUAGUGAUUUAAGGAUAGAAACUCUAUUUUUGAAAUAAAAGACUCUGCUAUAGACGAAAUACAAUACCGACACGCGAGUAUCUGACGGAUGGAAAGGAUACUGCCUUUAACGCUUGUUCCCAACACCCCAAGACACAACACAGGGACACGGACAUACGGUGCACAAUGAUUUAUCUGAUUUCAUAGCUCUUAAAUCAAAUACACUUACACUUUUAGUAUUAUGUUUCGAAUUCCACAAAUGUCACAAACGAUAAUAAAGCUUUACUAACAAUCCGCUACGAGUCCCACAAGAACACACACUAUACCUAUACUAUAUACUGUAAUAAAAGGAUUAAAACAAACCAGCCCAACUCUUUAAGCCAA
This is a messenger RNA of Drosophila serrata, 3469 nucleotides long. Its product is annotated as oxysterol-binding protein-related protein 9. Gene Ontology annotation, cellular component: membrane; Golgi apparatus; cytosol. The record is from RefSeq and is a predicted model, not a curated record. Gene Ontology annotation, molecular function: sterol binding. NCBI's taxonomy places the organism in Eukaryota, Metazoa, Arthropoda, Insecta, Diptera, Drosophilidae.